AUGGUCGUAACCUUGGUUUGUCGUUCUGCAGAUCGGCGUGAAGGCAAGCCACCGCCCCUGUUGCACGAUGUGAUAGUACACUAUGGUGAACGACUCUCUGCUGACGAGAGAGUAAACCGAAUCUCGAGAGCAAUCAGGGCGAUUCACGGCACGAAGUCUUGCGAAACCACCACUUCCCUUCCACUCACCGGUGAUACGACUGUCACCAACAACGAGUGUUGCAGUACCUCACCGAAUGCACAACCCCAACCUCCGACUCCGUUGAGUGUCGAGGUUACGCAUAGUGACUGUGCCAACGAGGUGGUGGAAGGGGAUGAGGGUCCGGUGUCGUUGAUUUUGGUGAUCGGCACAUCGUUGACGGUGCUACGAUUCUACUCCUUUCUGUGGCCUCGUGGGUUGCGUCGUUGUCUAGGUGCUGGUACCAAGUCUGGUGUUAGUGGUAGUUGUGGUGGUGGUGGUGGUGGUGAUGAUGCUGAUGUUGGUGGUGGCGGCAGCAGCGGCAGACCCACGAAGCGGCCUCGAAUCAAUCGUAGUUGUGAAUCGACCACCAUUGCAGCUGCAACCGCAACAGCAACAACGGCAUCUACUACUACUACUACUACUGCUACUGCUGCUAGUAGCACUGCUACGAGUGUGACGACGACGCAACCAUCGACAAGGGAAGCGGAAUUGAGCGACUGCACGGAAACCUGCGAGUUGGCUAUCAUCAACAUGCAGAGCACGUGCAAAGACGGUCUUGCGUGUUUCAUCAGUCGACGUGAGUGUGAUGAUAUUCUGCGGGAGACUGUGGAGGGUCAACUGGGUCUCUCUGUA
Messenger RNA from Hydatigera taeniaeformis, 813 nucleotides. The record is from the annotation of a GenBank genome assembly. Lineage: Eukaryota; Metazoa; Platyhelminthes; Cestoda; Cyclophyllidea; Taeniidae.